AUGUCCUUCUGCCUGACUGAGAUGUUUCUGUGGUCUUUGAAGACCAACUUACAUAUUAGAGAUGAAGACAUUGGGAUCCACCAGUACUGUGACAAGAAACAACCAGCAUCACAGAUGAAGUACAGUUACUUAGAAGAGAAGCAAAAGCUAGCAGAAUCUCGAGAUUAUCCUUGGAUCCUGAAAACCAAGCGAGCAGACAAACUGCGAGAUGCACUCAAGGAGGUGGAGGACUUAAUGCAGAACAGUCCAUGUGUGCUGAGCAAGUGGAAGAACAAACAUACCUGUCAGCUCCUCUUUCACUCAGGUAUUUUGGUGUCCCUAAGCCUUUCUGGGCCACAGCUGGAGAAGGUGGUGAUUGACAGGACCCUGGUGGGGAAGCUCAUCUCCGACACCAUCAGUGAUGCUGUUCUUACAGACAAUUUCAUCAUCUUGUCAUUUGAGGACCAUAACCAACUCUGCUUUAUUCAGUUUACAAAGACAAUGGAUUCUCCCGAUGUAAACAAAAGACUGGAAAAACUCUCUUGUUUGGACUCUAAGAUCUCUUAUGUUGAUAUACUUGGACCAGAAGGUAGAAGGAUGAAACGUCACCUGGCAAUAAACUGUAUGCAAGAUCUGGUCAUUUGCUGGUGGUCAGCAACCAGUGACGGAGCAUGGCCUUGGUCUCCUAUUUCCUGUCAGAGGGACAGAGCCAACCUAUUGCUAUUAGGCUGUGCACAUGGCAAAUUGGAGGUGCUGAGUUACGUGCGCACGGAGUGGGAGCCCCUGGAUGCCAGGUUCAGCUCUGUGCAGCCCCAGCAGGUGCUGACUGUGGAGCGCUCGGUGUCGGCAGCCAAGGAGCCCAUGGCCGACAGCUGCGUCUACAAGUGCCUCAGGAACCGAAUGCAGUGCGCCGCCGUCACCAGGGUCCCCCUACCCGCCAGGGCCAUCAGCUGCUGCAGGGAUGUGACAGAAGACAAACUGGUGCUGGGCUGUGAAGACUCCUCAGUUGUUCUGUUCGAAGCCUACAGCCAAGUGACUCUGUUGGCCCAAGCAGAGCUGCUCCCUGCUGUAAUAACCUACCACCCUUCCGGAGCCGUGCUGGUGGUUGGCAGCUCUCAAGGGGAGCUGCAGCUUUUUGACACGGCGCUGUCUCCAAUUAAAAUUCAGCUCUUGGCACAAGACUAUUCACCUGAGGCAACUCUGCAAUUCAGUAAACACUGUGACGUGCCCACCAGCCUCAUCCAGAUCCAGUGGGCUGCUCCUCCAGGUGCAUUUCCCAGUCCUGACAGCAUGGAUAUUCAUGAUCUUUUGUUGGUUAGAUUUGAUGAAGGACCCUUGGGAGUGCUUCACUUUAAACUUGGUGUGCUCACAAGGGGACAACUGGGCCUUGAGGAAAUCAUCCACCAGUACAUUCGUUAUGAUGAGAUUCAGGAGGCAAUUAAUGUCCUGAGCACCAUGAACUGGAACAUGAUGGGUCAGCGGUGCUUUAUCUGCCUGAGUGCCAUUUGCAACCACCUCCUUAAACAAAAGCUUACACCAGCCAGAGAAGCACAGCUUGAGGCAAGCCUUGGAACCUUUUAUGCUCCAACAAAACCUCUCUUGGAUAGAACUGUGCUGGAGUACAGGGACCCCAUCAGCAGAUAUGCAAGAAGGUUCUUCCACCACCUGCUCAGGUAUCAGAGGUUUGAAAAAGCAUUUCUGCUUGCUGUUGACAUCGGUGCUCGGGACCUGUUCAUGGACAUCCAUUACCUUGCUCUAGAUAAGGGUGAAUUGGCACUAGCUGAAGUGGCAAAGAGAAAGGCUAAUGACAUUGAUGCAGAAUCAAUAACUACUGGAAUUGAACUUCUGGGGCAGUCAGAUGAAGAAGACACAUCUUGUGAAGCUUUCCCUGACCAAUCUCCAGAGCAAGGAGGAGGGUGCAACCCACCUGUUCCCAGCCCUGCUGACAGACCACCAACACAGAGCUGCUCCCACAGACCCACCAGCCGCAGACAAGCAGAGGACACUGAGCCUGGAGCGGGUGGCCACACCACCUCCCUGAUCAAGAAAACCUUUUCCAGCAGCCAGGAAGGAAAUAUGAAAGCCGUUCCUUCAGAGCAGGAGACUGGAGACAGUGGAUCUCUCCAAAUUGUGCACUUUGGGCUGGUGUGACUGAGCUGCCAAAGCAGAGAAGACGAAACCUCACCAAGGUGCUGAAGUUCAUGGGAAGUCCUUCAGCAAACUUCCAGCCAGCCCUGGGUCUGACCACUGACAGAUGACAAAACACCAAGCUUAGAAAAUAUCCCGU
Agelaius phoeniceus (red-winged blackbird) is the source of this 2266-nucleotide messenger RNA. It is a transcript of the gene WDPCP, whose product is annotated as WD repeat containing planar cell polarity effector. Gene Ontology annotation, molecular function: protein binding. Gene Ontology annotation, cellular component: axonemal basal plate. NCBI's taxonomy places the organism in Eukaryota, Metazoa, Chordata, Aves, Passeriformes, Icteridae. Gene Ontology annotation, biological process: nervous system development; cilium organization; establishment of protein localization. The record is from RefSeq and is a predicted model, not a curated record.